Molecule: messenger RNA, 2341 nt
Organism: Pocillopora meandrina
Lineage: Eukaryota; Metazoa; Cnidaria; Anthozoa; Scleractinia; Pocilloporidae
Source: the annotation of a GenBank genome assembly
AUGGCAUAUGUGACACAAAGGACAUCCAUAAUUCUCUACGCUGUGUUUCAUUUGAUCAGCAGUCUUUUUAUUUGCACCACAGCAGACGUAACAAGUAAAUGCGCCAACACCACUAUCUGUAUUGGAACCUAUGCUGACAUCUACAAAUCCUUAGCAUCAGAUGUGAACAGUUUUAACAUCGAAUACGCCUUAUAUCCGGCAAAUGAGCCUUCCUCAGUUCUAGUCUUCGUCAACUUAUAUGGUCAGAAUGGAACAGAUAAAACGGGCAACGAUUCCGUGCCUGAUGUAAUGAAAUACAUAUGGAGCUUGAGAAGCCUUUAUGCUGCUUUUCCCGCUGUUUUCUUGGAGAUCUCAUCCUUUUUCUCAAUAUUGGUGACUCCACGCACGCAAGAACUAAACAUCACGAUUCCAUUCUUUUGCUGCAAUGUUUCUGUAAAAGACAGGAAAAGAAUGAUUAAAACUGCACUGGCUGCUGUAAGUAUUUCAAUUAGCUAUUUUAUAUUAGCACACAAAGUCCCAUUCGCGAAUUCAAGAUGUUAGCGCAAUGCUCAACGAGUUUGCUUAGAAAUUCCGAAAGGUUUCUGAUGAAUCUUUUAGCCGAGACGAAACGCAGCGUGUUAUUAGCCACGAAGUAUUUUUUCAAAGUAGUUGACAAUUUCCCAUGGUAGAAAUAAUUAAAAAUAUCCGUAAUACAAAAGGCACUCAUUCUACUAAAUUUAAAUCUCACUUUACCUAAGCCGUCACCUUCACAUUUUUCUUUUGUACAAAAAUAUUUCGGAAUCUUACUCACUUAUAGAUUUUGAGUGGUUUGUGUAUCAAUACGCUGUUGCGGCUGGUCGACGCCCAGCCGUCGCUUGGGUUCCCAUACGGGACAUCUAUGUUUUGAAAUACAGUUCAAAAUGACUAAAAUGAAACACGCAUGAUUCCCUGUUACUCUGAGUUUCGUGCUUACGCACUCAUCAGAUAGAUUAAAUUAAAUUAAUUGAUUAUUAAAUGAGUAACAGGGAAUCAUGCGUGUUUCAUUUUAGUCAUUUUGAACUGUAUAUAUGUAUACAGUUUUAUAUAUAUAUAUAUAUAUAUAUAUAUAUAUAUAUAUAACAACACAUAUAUAAAAUGACUGGAAAUAUAUGAGAAUCAUAUAUGUGCACUGCGGUGAAGAUAUGAGAUAUAUGCGAUUCUCACAGCUAUGAACACUACUGAAAUGAGUAGUUGAAUGAGACUGCUAUAGUUGAAAUGAGACCUGAAAAAAUUCAGGCCCGUACAGGAUUUGAACCCAUAUGUAAGAUUUCUGCUAUCGAAAAAUCAGUGAGCGGUUUACAACGUUUUAUUUACUGACAGCUAAAUGCCUUUUAAAUCGAAAAUGAUGACUUCCACUCAAGUUGUCGAAAUCGCCGUCAGUGAUCGCUAUCUCCAGAACUGGUUGAAUAAAAUACUUCUGCUAUCACCAAAAACGGUUUUUCACUCUUACACGCUCCACUCUUAUAGUCACGUCUGAUGUAUAGUUUUUUUUUAGCUUCAAGACCUUGCUGUAACUUCUGGCUUGCGAGAUCCACGCUUGAAUUUUGCAGAAUCUGUCAUAGAAGGGCACAUCCCAGACAUGAAGACUACUGGUCGUUCUUACUUAAGGGUAGUUUUGUGGUUUUCUUUCCUGUGUCCCAUGUUUUUUGGUCCAUUUUUAUAUCUUUGGGUCUUACAAUACUUAAAAGAUGACACUCAAGGUAUAUCACUCUCAGCGGGUAGCGAUGGAAAUCGUAGAAGGGUAGAUUAUAUUUGUCGUAGAAACGAAGAACCACUGAUACGUUCAGUAACUUUAUUUUGUUGUUUCCUGUUGCUGAUAGAGGUCAUCUUUGUUUUAGCUAGAGUGUGGACAUCCACCGAAAUUUCAAAAAGAGGAAAUAUGUCGCGAGACUUUAUGGCACUCCUUGCACUUAUACCAGAAUGGUUAGUGAUAUGCUGUUGUAACUGCCUUUGUUGUGAAGAUCUGGAUAUUAGUUCAUUUUUCAGCAGAUUAUUGCUUAUUAUGUGCACGAGCUUUGUUAGUUACCAUUUGAGCUGGGUAGCAGUGGGCAUCAUGGUUAAUCCAGCUUGGGGCGUUUCUAUUUUGCUGAUACUAUCCUUUUUUUGCAUUACCCUUUUUUUUGUUAUCAAUGAAACAACCCACGCAAAUGACUCCCGCCUUUCUACCCUUUUCGCAUAUACACCUGGCUUCCUUGGUCUCUGCUUUGUUGUCGUCCCUCCAGUAUUAGUUGGACAGUCAUUUUAUGGUCGGGAAACUGCAGACGAUAUUCUAAAAGCAGCGUUAUUGUCUGUUAUCGGUGCUGUGUCAUGGCUGUACUUCAAA